AUGUGCGGGCGAUACGCCCUAGGCGUGCGCUUGGCGUAUAUCCAGCAACGCAUACAAGAGCAAGGCAUGCCGGUGGACGAAGCACCAGAUGAUGAUGAAGUCAGAGAAACAUAUAAUUUUGCACCUGGAAACUUCGGUGCUGUCUAUCGUGCCGAUGUCCCUGAACAAGGGCGUUCGCAUGUCGCCGAUAGUGAAGACCAGAACCAAAACCAUGAGAAGUCCCAAGGUGAUAAGGAUCAGAUGUCCAAGCCUGCAGACAAAGAAGCCAUCCGAUACAAGCUUCAAAGCAUGAAAUGGGGUCUCAUUCCUUUCUGGACGAAGCAGCAGCCAAAUUAUGGAUCCAUGUUGCGCACGAUCAACUGCCGUGAUGACUCGCUGACCGAAGACCGUGGAAUGUGGACCACCAUGAAGCGGCGUAAAAGAUGCAUCGUAAUUUGCCAAGGCUUCUAUGAAUGGCUGAAGAAAGGUCCCGGAGGCAAGGAAAAGGUCCCGCACUUUGUCCGACGUAAAGACGGGGAACUGAUGUGUUUUGCUGGGCUGUGGGACUGUGUCUCAUAUGAAGGCUCGGAUGAAAAGCUGUACACCUACACUGUUAUCACGACCUCAUCCAACCCCUACUUGAAGUUCUUGCAUGACCGGAUGCCGGUCAUUCUCGACCCGGGGAGCGAAGAAAUGAAGAAAUGGCUUGAUCCUAAGACAACAGCCUGGUCGAAAGAUCUCCAGUCCAUACUCAAGCCAUACGAGGGUGCAUUGGAGUGUUACCCUGUCCCCAAGGAGGUUGGCAAGGUUGGAAACAACUCUCCGGAUUUUAUUGUGCCUGUCAACAGCAAAGAAAACAAGAGCAACAUCGCGAAUUUCUUUGAAAAUGCUAAGAAGAAGGAAGAAAAGCCCACAGCUACAUCUGAGGUGCCUGAAACCUUUCCAAAGCAGGAGCCUGUGUCGCCAGAAGGGAAGGUUGCAAAAGAGGAGCGUUCUACAUAUGAUCAUGAGUGGAGCGAAGACAAUGCCCCAAAACCAGUACCUGCUGUCAAGAGACAGCAUAGCCCAGAGGACUCGAGCCUUGCAGAGGAAAACAAAAAGCAAAAGACAGACCCAAAGCCCACAGGGCUGUCGCCACAGAAGACAAAGUUGCGAAGCGCUACCCAUAAUAGUCCCAUGAAGAGGUCCAGUGAGACCAAGGCAAAGGAUGGUUCGCAGCCAAUUACGAACUUUUUCAAAAAGUGA
Molecule: messenger RNA, 1224 nt
Organism: Penicillium canescens
Lineage: Eukaryota; Fungi; Ascomycota; Eurotiomycetes; Eurotiales; Aspergillaceae
Product: SOS response-associated peptidase
Exons: 3
Coding region: 1-1224 (407 amino acids)
Biological process (GO): DNA damage response
Molecular function (GO): single-stranded DNA binding
Source: RefSeq, a predicted model, not a curated record